Molecule: messenger RNA, 4739 nt
Organism: Alligator mississippiensis (American alligator)
Lineage: Eukaryota; Metazoa; Chordata; Crocodylia; Alligatoridae
Gene: ABTB1
Product: ankyrin repeat and BTB domain containing 1
Exons: 12
Coding region: 181-1614 (477 amino acids)
Cellular component (GO): ubiquitin ligase complex; cytoplasm
Molecular function (GO): protein binding
Source: RefSeq, a predicted model, not a curated record
CGCAGUGCCGGCCUCCUGCGCCCGCCAGCCCGCCCGCUGCAGUGUUUACAUCCGCGCCCUCCAGCUCGGCCCUGCUCGGCUCAGCCCGGCCCGGCCCGGCCCCGAUCCCGCGCCCGGUCCCCGCCCGCGCCCCCCGGCAGUGUCAAUGCGGCGCCGCCGCGCAGCGCCCUCGCCCCGGCCAUGGACACGAGCGACUUGUUCACGAGCUGCAAGAAGGGGGACGUGAGCCGCGUGCGGUACCUUCUUGAACAGAGAGAUGUGGAAAUAAAUGUCCGGGAUAAAUGGGACAGUACACCUCUAUACUAUGCUUGUCUCUGCGGGCAUGAGGAGCUUGUACGUUAUCUUCUAGCCAAUGGUGCAAAAUGUGAAGCUAACACUUUUGAUGGUGAGCGUUGCUUGUAUGGGGCUUUGAGUGAUGCGAUCCGCCGGCUCUUGAAGGAGUACAAGCAGAUCACGGCCAAGUGCAUGAAGAGAGAUUACUAUGAUGUCUUUCUGCAGCGGCUUCUGGAGCAGGGUUACCAGAGUGACAUUGUCUUCAUCGUGCAUGGGAAAUCUUUCUGUGCCCAUCGUUGCAUCCUCAGUGCCCGUAGCGCCUACUUUGCUGAAAUGUUCGAGACUAAGUGGAAAGGGAAGAACAUGAUCGCGCUAAAGCACCCGCUGAUCAACCCAGCAGCCUUUGGAUCUCUCCUGCAGUAUCUAUACACAGGUGGACUAGACCUUGACGUUGAAUACGUGAGCGACUGCAAGAGACUGGCCAAGCAGUGUCGGCUGCAGGAUCUCAUUGAGGAUUUGGAGACCAAGUGUAAAAAGGUCUAUGAAUUUGUCUCUUCCAAGCCAGGGACCUGUGUGAAAGUGCUGACAAUUGAGCCCCCUGGUAACUGCCGGCUCCAGGAGGACCUGGCUCUACUUGCAGACUGCGCCCUGCCAGCUGAACUGCGGGUGGGUUUUGGGGAGCUACCAUUUGACAGCACCGACAACUUCAACUGCUGCCCUGAUGUGUGCUUCCGAGUGGCAGAAUACAACUUUCUGUGCCAUAAGGCAUUUUUCUGUGGCCGCAGCGAUUACUUCAAAGCCCUUCUUGAGGAUCACUUCUGUGAGAGCGAGGAGCUGCAGACGCAGCCCAGCAUCCCCGUGGUGACGCUUCAUGACAUCUCGGAAGACAUCUUCAUACGAGUUCUCUACUACAUUUACAGCGAUGACACCGAGCUGUCUCCAGAGAAUGCCUAUGAGGUGCUGUGUGUAGCAGACAUGUACCUGUUGCCGGGGCUCAAACGUCUGUGUGGGAGAACCUUGGCUCAGACCCUUGACGAGGAUAACGUUGUGAACAUCUGGAGGAUUGCAAAGCUGUUCCAGCUGACCCGGCUGGAGGACCAGUGCACGGAGUACAUGGCAAAGAUCAUUGAGAAGCUAGUGGAGUUGGAGGAGUUUGUGGCUGCAGUGAAGGAGAAUGCCGAGGCGGUGGAGGAACGGCAGGAGACGGAUUCCAUCCCUCUCGUUGAUGACAUCCGCUUCCACAUCACCAGCAACGUGCAGACUUACAGUGCCAUCGAGGAGGCCAACCAGAAACUGGAGGCACUGGAGGACCUCCUGGCCAGUAUAGGGCUCGAGUGCUGAAGUCUGAAAUCUGGCCUGUCACGUGCAGUGAGCAGCUCGCACGGCCCCAUGCUGGUGGACUCUGAGUGCAAGAACAUUUGUGUCUUAGUCAAAUGUUUGUCUUUAUUUCUCUCCUCCUUCCCACCCCCUGCCAGGCAUGGCUUCCUUUUAACUUAUUCAUGUCUGGACAUUUGCAUGUUUAUUUUCCAGGAUAGGAUCCCAAAGUGCCCCAGCUCCACAGUUACUGCUUGUACCAUCCAGCACUGAUAUGUGGCUGCAAACCCUAAGGGUAACAGAGUUGUACUGUAGGGGGUUCAAACCAGAGCAUUUUUUCCCCAUUACCACCUGCAAGGGAACCGAACUGGAUUAAACUUGGUGUGAAGGAAAUUCUUAGAAAUAACCAGCUUGUCUUUCCCUUUCACUGUCCUGGGGUGAUAGCAGAAAAAAUGGCAUUUCCUACCAGGGCCACAGGAAUGUUCUCACAGGAGGCACAAACUGUCUGCACACAUUGCUCCUAUUUUUGUGCACAAACAACUAAGUUAGUGUACAGUGCUGCUUGUUUUGGGUUUUUUUGUCCUUGCCUCCAAACUGGCACUUAGAUUUGCAUGCUCAGGGUUGUGCAUGGGAAUUCAGGUUUUCAGUCCAUGUUCUGGCACAUUGACACUUUUCUUGGUCAAGGCAAAUGGACUCCUGAUAUUUCUUUUCCUGGUAUUGUGUACAAUGUGCAGCUUUGGAAGCCAAAAGUUUUAGCUUCUGAAAAGGAAUUGAGAGAAGUGCAAAAUAGACCCGCAGCAGAAAGAGACAGCUUCCUAAGGAGCCAGCAGCUUUUCAUUUGCACUGAAAUAGAGGUUCUGCCUUUUGUGCCUCUCUCUUGGGGAAUAAAUGCCUUUCCUCUCAGAGCUGGCACUUCUGUUGGCCUGUUGUGUCGGGGUGAAGGUGAGACUUGUCAGGCAGGGGGGUGGGCUGGUAAUUUAGAAAAGGAAAAGGGAGACUUUCAGAAUGCCUCAAUCCAUCUCUUUUGCUGUCUCACCUUUUGACUUUGCUUAGGUUAUAAAAACCUUGAAGCUUAUUGUUCUUCAGGAAGCUCUCUGUUUGUUUUGAAUGUGUUUAUGGAGGCUUCUUCCCCCGGGAGAUGGUAUCUUUCAGGAGUCUGGUCUCCCCUUGCCUUCCAGUGUGGGAUGAGGCUGUUCUCUCUCCUCACCAGGCAGCAGGCAACGUUCUUGUAUAAAAUACACCAAAUCACUGGGACUUGUUCUUGGAGCUGUUCUAGUGAUGGAAACUUAGAAUUGCCAAGGAUUUUGCAGAGCCCUUUGUCACCAAGGCUCUUUGGGAUUGUUGAGAAGAAAGAAAGGAUGCUUUUUUGCAGUAUCUUAAGCAUAGGAGGAAAUAAACUGGGCUGCAUGAACUGCUCGGGAAGCCUUGUACUAACAGUGCUGCCAUCACCGAUGGAUGUGGCUGUUCUAUAAUAAUUACACGAGUCAUUGUGUUUUUAAUAUUUGGAGGUGAUAUUGCUUGCUUAGAUAAUUGAAUCUGGGCUCCCGUCUGCUCCUCUGGCUAGGAGCGUUCUUCCAACAUAAGCUCAGGAAGGGGUUUAAGUUCCCUUGCAUAGGAUGGGUUGUGCUGUCUUGUGACUUAUGCCUUACACUUUUGAAUCUGCAGGCCUGACUUCUGAAACGGCUCAAGUAGUUGGUGAAAGUGCAUGGGGUCAUCCAGGUGUAGCUGUGAUUAUAAAGUUGCCACAGAAUUUGACCAGUAGACUGCUCCAGAGCAGCUCGGUGUUGGUGAAAGAGCAGGUGCUGCCUGCCAGGUUUGAAAUGCUGUUCAAGCAGUUCCUGCUUCCAUUUCUGCUUGCAACACCCAUGUCAAAACACAGGGAGUUUUCUGGUUUGCUCUCAGCAAGGGUGAAGCCUGCAGCAUGUUGGGUUUGGAAGAGUGACAUACAUUUGUGUUCUGCUUGGUUCGUUGCUUGGAGCACUUUGACUUUUGUAGUCACCGUCUACAAAAGUGAGAACAGUGGUGAGAACAGAAGGAGGAGGUUCCACGAGGCUAAAUGACCAGAGCUGGUGAAGGGUGUCUCGGCUGAGACCUGAGUUGGAACGAGUGAUACUAAAACCUUUAUUUUUGUCGAGUGAAGGAAUGGUGGUGUCCCACCCUUUGUGAGGUGCUGGGUUCUUCAAAGAUUUGCCUAAGAAACGUAUUAGGCCAAAAUGAUGAAUCCCUUCACCAGGCUAGUUCAGUUAUGUAUUUUCCUUCCCUCGAUUGCUACAAGUGACAUGAAAUAUAUACAGGUUGAUUUUAGUUUAUUGACUCCUUUUGGCUUCUGCUGCAUAAAUUCCCCUUCUUGCAAUGCUACCAUCCUUUCUUGCUCACCGAUGGUCACGGGCCACUGACUUAGAUGGAGCAGCACAAGCAUGGCCUUGGCCUUUGACCUCAGAGCAUGGUGGGUUUGGGAGUUCGGUGGUGAAUGAAAUCCAGAAAUGGAACUGUUGAGAAACGUGCUCCCACUUUCCUCUGUAGGGGUCUUUACUUUUUAAAAUGAGGACAAUGGUGUGGGACCGGAUUAAAAUAGCUGAACUACUCUGAAAUAUUUUCUAUGUGACCACCAGUAUGUGUUUCCAUUCCUGUAUCUUUAAAUGUGGAGCCAACAAGGAUAUAAUUAUUGCAGGAUAAAAGGUCAGUGGGGCUUUCUAGUUGUCCUGGGAAUGCAGUUCCUCACAAACUGUCAGCAUGCCAAGAAGAUUCAGAAAAUAUUGUAGUUUUGCUUGCAAUUUUUGGGGCAAAACCUCUGAACCCAACUGGAUUGUCCAGUCACUCAGAGCAUCUUUCAGUUCCUUGCCAUUGCAAAACAGGGUUAUGAAGAAACACAGAUAAGCAACUGCUUAGCAUACAACCAAUUUUUUACCUGGUCAGACUCACUCUAUUCUUGAUGGUUGCAAAUAAUUUUAUUACGAGGUAAAUUAGUUAUUUUUUUUCUUCUAUUUGUGUGUCCUUUUUUUGUGUUCCCUAUUGUGUGUUGUCCCUGUCCUUUUUAUUUACCAUUAGCCAUGGGUUGAAUUAAGGAGACUGUAAAGUGCAUCAGAGCAGCAAUAUAUUUAAAAAUUGUAAUGUGUAAGCAUGUGUGCAGCAAUAAAAAAAUAUAUAUUUCA